CCAAGAUAAAGGCGAGAGCGAGAGAAGGAGGGCGCCUUUCACACACACACUGACAGCAGCAGCAGCUCCGUUACGCGCUCGGCGCUAGGAUCCAGCGGAUCUCUCUCUCUCUCUCUCUCUCUCUCUCUCUCUCUCUCUCUCUCUCUCUCUUCCAAGCCUGUUUUAAAGUCUCUGCCAGACUUCAGCUCAUGCGCUACUUCCUGGAUGGCGGAAUGGAAAUCUUCCAGAGCCGCUCCAACUCUUGUCUCUGUGUUUUCAGCCUGAUGUACGGACUACUGCUCCUCUAACAUCUCUCUCUCUUAAUCCACUGUCCCCUUGACAUGCUUCUCUUCUGGACUACAAGCUCAGCCAUCUGAAAGAGAGAGGAGGAGAAAAGAAAAAGGAAAACUGUUUCCUUUGGCUUGGUCGAACUUCAAAAGAAAAUAAAAAAUAUCUCCAAAGGACUCGCUAAAGGAGGCGGACGAAAUAUAUUAAUAAAGCGCGUCCAUUGCGCUUGCAUUGCUUGUCUGUGGGAGUUUUUUCUUUUCUUUUCUUUUCAGUCUCUCUCCACCAGGAGGAUAACUCUGUCAACAGUUGCCUUUUUCCAGAUCUCCAUGUAUACAGUGUGACAUGCGGAGGCUACUGCGACCGCGCUGCUGCUGCUGGUGGAUUCCGCCUCUGCUUUUCUCCUCGCUCGUGCUCCACUGGGCACACUGUCAUCCCGCAUUGGCUGAGGGGAACAAAGCAGGGGAUCAUGACCGGCCAAUCGGUGACAGGCAUCGUAGAGCAGCCGAAGAGUCCUACUGGGCCUACUCAGGGACGUACGGACCAGAUACAGGGUGGGCGGCAGCUUUUCCUGAGUGUCAGGAGAGAAACCAGUCGCCGAUCAAUAUAGCCGAUCAAGACACAAAGGUUUCGAUGGAGUACCAGGAACUCACGCUGGACGGAUUUGAUGCAGAGUCGUCCAACAAGACGUCAAUGAAGAAUACAGGGAAAACGGUGGCAGUUUUCUUGAAGGACGAUUAUUUCGUGAGAGGAGCCGGGCUACCAGGCCGCUUCAAAGCCGAGAAGGUGGAGUUCCAUUGGGGCCAGAGCAACGGUUCAGAUGGCUCGGAGCACAGCAUCAAUGGCAGGAGAUUCCCUGUGGAGAUGCAGAUCUUCAUGUAUAACUCAGACGACUUUGACAGUCUUAACACAGCCAUACGGGAGAAGCGAGUAAUUGCGGCCAUGGCUGUCUUCUUUCAGGUGGGGAUGAAGGACAAUCCUGCAGUAGAUCCGAUUAUUCAUGGACUAAGAGGAGUGGUUCAUCAUGAGAAAGAGACAUUUCUAGAGCCCUUCGUGCUUCGAGAUUUAUUGCCGUCCUCUAUCGGGAGCUACUACCGUUACAUUGGCUCUCUGACCACGCCGCCCUGCAGUAAAGUGGUGGAGUGGAUCGUCUUCAGUCGCCCCGUGUUCCUCUCCUACAAACAGCUGGAAGCGUUCUACUCCAUCUUCACCACCGAACAACAGGAUCAUGUUAAAUCCGUGGAAUAUCUGCGGAACAACUUCCGCCCGCUUCAGAGUCUGGACAACCGGGAGGUCUUCAAAUCCGGCGUCAAAGACGCUUGGCUGCCUGACUUGACUGACAGCCUGGGGAACCCGUACGGUACUGAUGCUUCUAAAGCAUGCAGCAGCGCCCCGAUCAACAUGAACGUCCAGCACAUAAACAAGACGGCGCUAGUCGUUCGAUGGUCCCGUCCGGAGAUCACCUACGAUCCGCCCAUCAUCAGCUACCUCAUUUCCUACAGCUGGACCAGAAACGAUGAGUCAUACGAGGAGACGUACGUCAAAGGGAGCGAUCAGAAACUGGAAGCUGUCAUCACCCCGGUGUCGGUGGACGUGCUGUACCUGUUCCGCGUCCAGGCGGUGUGUUUGAACGACAAGCGCAGUGACUUCAGCCAGAGCAUGCUCUUCAGAGCCAACACCACCAGGAUCUUUGAGGGCUCAAGAAUAGUCAAAACUGGGAUGCCAACUGUGUCCCCAGCAUCCUCUGCAGACAUGGCGCCCAUCAGCUCCGGCUCCUCCACUUGGACUUCCUCUGGUCUUCCGUUCUCCUUCGUUUCAAUGGCCACCGGGAUCGGCCCCUCUUCCAGCGGCAGCCAAGCCACGGUGGCGUCUGUGGUGACCAGCACCCUCCUGGCGGGCUUGGGUUUCAGCGGCGGGGUCAUCUCCUCCUUCCCCAGCUCCGUCUGGCCCACCAGACCUCCGCCCUCCAGCCGCCAGACCCCGGCCAAACCUAUAGUGACCCCCACAGAACCAACCUCCUCACCGGCCUCCGACGCAGACACUACCACAGCCGCAGAGAACGACGCAUCUGACGACGGAGGAGACAAGGGAGGGAAGGGUGAGGAUGAGGAUGGAGAAAAGAACGGAGAAGAGGAAGAGGAUGAGGAGAAAGGUGCCGAGAGAAAGGACGGCAGAGUUGCAGACGAUGUUGAAAAUCAGACGAAUGGCUCCGCAACAAAACAUCCACCCACAGCAUCGCCAGAUUCAACAGCGAAAGAGAAAGGAGGACGCAGCCAGGCAGAAAACACCUCAGCGCCAUCUAGUGUCCCGGAGGAUCAUGUGGAGAAAAAUACACACGGAGUAAGAGAAGAUGAAGAGGAGACGCCAGUAAUAGAGACCCCAGACAACACGGCUCCCACCAGCAAACCCAGCGGAGGAGACCGCAAACACAUGCCUCCUUUCUCCAUACUCACAGAGCGUGCAGUAGUCUCCAGCAUGCACCCUGUGCCUGCUUCGGCCCGGAUGGAGUGGAUCAUUCCUCUGGUGACUGUGUCGGCGCUCACCUUCCUCUGCCUCGUUCUGCUGCUGGCCGUCCUCGUUUACUGGAGGAGGUGUUUCCAAACGGCUCAUUUCUACGUCGAGGACAGUAAUUCGCCCAAAGUUGUGCCCAAUGAGAGCAUCCCAGUCAUCCCCAUCCUAGAUGAUAUGGAGGCCAUCCCCGUUAAACAGUUCAUCAAGCAUGUAUCAGACCUCUACUCCAACAACCAGCACGGCUUCUCAGAAGGGUUUGAGGAGGUGCAGCGCUGCACAGCAGACAUGAAGAUCACAUCAGAACACUCCAAUCAUCCUGACAACAAGCACAAAAACAGAUACAUCAACAUCAUCGCCUAUGACCACAGUCGAGUGAAGCUCAGGCCUCUGGCAGGAAAAGACUUCAAACACAGUGACUACAUCAAUGCCAACUAUGUGGAUGGCUACAAUAAACCCAAGGCCUACAUUGCAGCUCAGGGUCCCCUCAAGUCCACAUUCGAGGACUUCUGGCGGAUGGUGUGGGAACAAAACACCUGCGUUAUAGUCAUGAUCACUAACCUGGUGGAGAAAGGCAGAAGAAAAUGCGACCAGUACUGGCCGACAGAGAACAGUGAGGAAUACGGUAAUAUUGUGGUGACUGUGAAGAGAACCAAAGUGAUGGCGUGCUACACACUCCGCGUCUUCACUAUCAGAAACACAAAAGGUCAGAAGGGUAACACUAAGAGCCGUCAGAGUGAAAGAACAGUAUUGCAGUAUCACUACACUCAGUGGCCGGAUAUGGGCGUCCCUGAAUACACAUUACCUGUGCUCACCUUCGUCAGGAAGUCCUCUGCCGCACAGACUCCAGAGAUGGGCCCCAUGCUUGUGCACUGCAGUGCUGGCGUGGGCAGGACAGGAACUUACAUUGUGAUUGACAGCAUGCUGCAGCAGCUGAAGGAUAAAAGCUCAGUCAAUGUACUGGGUUUCCUCAAACAUAUCCGAACUCAGAGAAACUACCUGGUCCAGACGGAGGAGCAGUAUAUCUUCAUCCACGAUGCCUUGAUGGAAGCCAUUCUUGGGAAGGAAACAGAGGUGCCCUCCAGUCAGCUGCACAGUUACGUCAACAACAUCCUGACGCCUGGCCCAGGGGGCAAAACACGACUUGAAAAGCAGUUCAAGUUGGUGACUCAGUGCAAUGCAAGAUUUGUGGAGUGCUUCAGUGCUCACAAAGAAUGCAACAAGGAGAAGAACCGCAACUCUUCUGUCGUCCCAUCGGAAAGAGCACGUGUUGGUCUCGCACCAUUGCCUGGGAUGAAAGGCACUGAUUACAUCAAUGCAUCUUAUAUAAUGGGUUACUACCGGAGCAAUGAGUUCAUCAUUACCCAGCAUCCCUUGCCUCACACCACUAAAGAUUUCUGGAGGAUGAUCUGGGACCAUAACGCUCAAAUCAUCGUCAUGUUACCAGACAACCAGGGCCUGGCGGAGGAUGAGUUUGUGUAUUGGCCGAGUCGAGAGGAAGCCAUGAACUGUGAGGCGUUUACAGUCACUCUCAUCAGUAAAGACAGACUCUGCCUCUCCAAUGAGGAGCAAAUCAUCAUUCAUGACUUCAUCCUGGAGGCCACACAGGAUGAUUAUGUUUUAGAAGUUCGUCAUUUUCAGUGCCCAAGAUGGCCAAACCCAGAUGCUCCCAUCAGCAGCACGUUUGAGCUCAUCAAUGUCAUUAAAGAAGAAGCCAUGACCAGAGAUGGACCCACUAUAGUGCAUGAUGAGUUUGGCGCAGUGUCUGCUGGGAUGUUAUGUGCUCUCAGCACACUGUCCCAGCAGCUGGAGAGUGAAGGAGCUGCGGGGGUCUACCAGGUGGCCAAGAUGAUCAACCUCAUGAGACCAGGAGUCUUUACCGACAUUGAACAGUACCAGUACCUUUACAAAGCUAUGCUCAGCCUGAUAAGCACUAAAGAGAACGGAUCCAGCCCCAUGUCCCUGGACAGAAACGGCAGCCUGGCCAUGUCUGAUGAAUCGGACGCGGCCGAAAGCAUGGAGUCGCUCGUCUAAAGCCCCCCGAUCAGGCACGAAGAGGCACUUAAUCAAACUUUGUAAAACUUCAAGGACUAAGACAGACUUUUUCUGAGGCCUUUUUUGCCAGAACUCUUGGUUAAAAGAAUAACCUGAUAACUUUUUUACACUGAUAAAAAGUUUUUGAUAUUUAUUUUUUUCGCCAUUUUAUGUCUUAAAUGUUAUCCUACUGAACAUUUGCACCGACGUUUUUUGAGUUCGCGACAAACAAAACGAAACAGCUCUGUCUAGUUUGCACUAUGGAAAUAUCAGUGUUACUGCCUACUCCACCGUCUAGACCACAGUCAGUCUCUCUCACUCACUUCAUUUCUCACUGUCAAGCCCUUAUUUUCAACAUUUCAUAAUAAAGCUUUAGAAACAUCUGCCACAAACGAAAACGGUCUCCACGCACACCUCAGAUGCUGGAAACAGAGAUUAUUCCCAUGUCCAACUUCCAAAACGUCAGAUUCACAGACGAUGUUAGUUUUGAUUUCUGUUCGCUUUGAUCAUUUCGCGCACCCCAUGUAGUAUAUUGACUCAUUAUGCCUCUAGUUAAACCCAUAUUUACUUUCAAAAGGUGGUAUUAAAACAGCUACUGUGAA
This is a messenger RNA of Carassius auratus (goldfish), 5408 nucleotides long. Its product is annotated as receptor-type tyrosine-protein phosphatase gamma-like. Gene Ontology annotation, biological process: protein dephosphorylation. Bases 610 to 4806 code for a protein of 1398 amino acids. NCBI's taxonomy places the organism in Eukaryota, Metazoa, Chordata, Actinopteri, Cypriniformes, Cyprinidae. The record is from RefSeq and is a predicted model, not a curated record. Gene Ontology annotation, molecular function: protein binding; protein tyrosine phosphatase activity. The transcript has 29 exons.